Lolium rigidum is the source of this 3642-nucleotide messenger RNA. RefSeq lists its product as uncharacterized. Bases 259 to 3228 code for a protein of 989 amino acids. Lineage: Eukaryota; Viridiplantae; Streptophyta; Magnoliopsida; Poales; Poaceae. Gene Ontology annotation, molecular function: catalytic activity; DNA binding. The record is from RefSeq and is a predicted model, not a curated record. The transcript is spliced from 4 exons. Gene Ontology annotation, cellular component: nucleus. Gene Ontology annotation, biological process: DNA repair.
CCGACCACCGCAUUCCCCGUCCCGGCCGGCGGCUACCGCAUCCCCCGAAACCGGCGGCGGGUCUCCUACCUCCCCGGCGAAGCCAGCUCCAGCUCCUGUGAGGCAAGGAGAGGAGGGACCCAGUCGGCCGACCGAAACCCUAGCCCUAGCCCCAGCGGCAUCGGUAUGUGACAUCGCCGACGCGGCCGUCGCCGUCGCGCCGUCCCAAGCUACCUCACUUCUCGUCCCCGACGCGUGGCCUCCCCGACAGCGGGGGACAUGGAGCGAGGAGAUACGCCCAAUUCAGGACCGCCAGUUGCGGCGUCAGUGAUGGCGGCGGCAGCCAUGGGAGAGUCCCAGUGUGAGGCGACGCGGCAGAAGAGGAUGAAGAAGAAGCCAAAGCCGGAUGGUGCGGGGUUCGGGAUGGCUCCGUCGCAAUCUCCCCUGCCGGCUGCCACAUUCCUCCAAACCCAUACCCAAUCCCCCGCUCCCGGAACCCCAAUCCUGGAGGAGGCGGUGGCUGUGCCUGUGAGGAAGAGGAAGAGGAAGGUGCGUAAUGAUCAGAAGGCGGCAGCGGAGGGGGACAAACAUGGGGAGGAGCCCAUGCUGGCAGCAACAACGACGAUGAAGAAGAAGAAGAAGCAUAGGGAGCCCAGGUCAUCUCCUUCACUGUCCGCUGCUGCCGCUGCCAAAGAAUCAAUUUUGCAGCAGGGGCCGGAGGUGAACACCAAACAGAAGCGGAAUAAUGAAGAGGGGCCAUCCACCGCCCAAUUGCUUCAAGACCCAGCUCAAUCCCCAGCUCUCGGAGCCCAGAUCCUGGAAGAGGCGACGACCGAGGCUGCAAUGAGGAAGUGGAAAAUGCGUGAUGAGAAGAGGGUGGCGGUACUGCCUUUUGCUCAAAACCAGGAGCAGACGGAGGAGCUCGUGCUGGCGGUGACGACGAAGAAGAAGAAGCGCAAGCGCAGGGAGCGCAAGUCAUCGCCUUCACUGACCGCUGCUGCCAUUGUCGAAGCCCCAAUCUUGCAGCAGGAGGCCAAGGUGACCAAGAAACGAUUGCCACUUGAUCCCACGCAGGCUCAAUCACAAGGAACAAAGGCCCCCCGUGCCUCCAAGCCUCUAUCCGCUGCCACAUUCCUUGAAGCUCCAACUCAACCCCUAGCUUCCAGAACCCCAAUGUUGGAGGAGGCGGCUGUGGCGGUGAUGAGUGAGAGGAAGAUUUGUAAGGAGCAGAAGGUGGUGGCACUGCCUCUUUCCCAAAACACUACAUUGGAGGAGCCCGUGCUGGCGAUGACGAUGAUGAAGAAGAAGAAACACAAGGAGCGCAAGUCAUCUCCUUCACUCACUGUUUCCACUUUUGCCGAAGCCCCAAUCUUGCAGCAGGAGGCAAAGGUGACCAAGAAACGAUUGCCACUUGAUCCCACGCAGGCUCAAUCACAAGGAACAAAAGCCCCCCGUGCCUCCAAGCCUCUAUCCGCUGCCACAUUCCUUGAAGCUCCAACUCAACCCCCAGCUUCCAGAACCCCAAUGUUGGAGGAGGCGGCCGUGGCAGUGAUGAGUGAGAGUAAGAUUUGUAAGGACCAGAAGGUGGCGGCACUGCCUCUUUCUGAAAACACUACCUUGGAGGAGCCCGUGCUGGCGGCGACGAUGAUGAAGAAGAAGAAACACAAGGGGCGCAAGUCAUCUCCUUCACUCACUGAUGCCGCCGCUGCCGAAGCCCCAAUCUUGCAGCAGGAGGCAAAGGUGACCAAGAAACCGAAGCGGAGGAAGGAGGAGGGGCCAUCUACCUAUUCGCCAUUGCAACUUCACCCCGGGUUGACUCAGUCAGAAGGAACAAAGGUUUCCCAUGCCUCAAAGCCUCUACCCGCUGCCACAUUCUUUGAAGACCCAGCUCAAUACACAGCUCCCAGGGCCCCAAUGCUGGAAAAGGCGGCGGCGGUGAUGAGCAAGAGGAAGAUUUGUAAGGAGCAGAGGGUGGCAGCAGUGUGUCUUGCCCAAAAUACUACCUUGGAGGAGCAGAGGGACGACACCAUGGCGGUAAAGGAGAAAAAGGAGUCCAAUCACAUGAAGCACACACUGUCAUCUAUUUCUGCAUCAGCUGCAUCUGAAACCACCAUUUGGGAGCAGAAAGUGAAGGUGACCAAGAAACAGAAGCAGAGGAAGCAGCAGGAGCCAUCUGGCAAGUCACCAUUGUCACUUCACCCUGGCCAGACUCACUCAGCCCAAUCACAAGGGGGCAAAGCUCCACCGGAACAAGAGGGAGAAGCUGAUGCCCGAAAGGGUAGUAGUAUUAAGAAAAGCAAUGGAAAAAUGCCCUGCGUCCGUGUCCUCAGCAAUCGUAAGCUUAUCAAGGAGGCAAGCAAGAGGCAGCCGGCGCUGCCCGAAGGCUUUGUGCCGUUCAGUGAUUUUGUUUCCAAUUGCACGGAGCAGAACCCUGAUGAAUCAUUGCCUUACCGUGCAUUUUUUGACCAGUUCCGCUAUAACCCUGUCCGUGGAGAUCACAAACCCCCACUUCCUAGAACCCCUGAUCAUCUAGCAAGGCUGCUACCUCGGGCGAAUGAAACCUCCAAGGCUUCCAAGACUAACAAUUCUGUAGUUUGCAAGUCAAAGAAGAAAGAUUCAGGUCCAGGCUCACAGGAGAAACUACAUCCACAAGUAAAGGAAAACCCUAAGAAAAUGGGGACCACAAAGCGAAGGCAACCACCACCGUUACUUACCCCUGCUGAGAUGUGCUCAGACAUAUACAGGCGCGUUCCCCUGGAUCAGCUGGUACCACCGCCACGCUCUCCGCAUAAUCUUUUGCAGGAGAAGUAUGCUUCUGAUCCAUGGAAGGUUAUUGUCAUCUGCAUGCUGCUCAACUUAACACAGGGUAAACAGGUCAAAAAUAUUAUUGAGGGGUUCUUCGAAUGCUAUCCUGAUGCUCACUCUGCAAUUAACGCUGACCCUGAGAAGAUGGCGGGGUAUCUUGAAUGUCUAGGGUUGCAGCAUGUAAAAACAACUAGAAUCCAGAAAUUCUCCAAGGAGUAUGUUGAAAAAGAAUGGACCUAUAUUACUGAGCUUUGUGGUGUCGGCAAGUAUGCAGCUGAUGCUUACGCAAUAUUUUGUGCUGGUAGAGCAAUAGAGGUGGCGCCUAAAGACCACAAGUUAGUUGAUUAUUGGAAGUACGUCUGCUUUAAGCUGCCCCUGAUGCAGAAAGCGCAAAACGCGCAGGAAGCUGGAGUUCAGGAGCAGGAAUUAGCCGUGAUGAGCUAAAACAGGAAAUUGGGCUGUAGGACACAGCAAGUGCUGCUGAUGUUGUGCUUUGCCUCCUGAAUAGUAUUAUUAAAAACGUGAUGCUGCUGUCUAUGAGGGCAAACCACUUUUUUUUUUAUGCGAUGACUUUGGCUGUGAAUCAUCAUCUUAAUUGUUUGGGCCUUGUACAGGAUGUUGCAAGUUGAAGGCAAAGAAGUUUCUGUCAGUAUUUGAAGUUUAUCUUUAUCUUUAAAUACGUCUUCUUUGUUUGUAGAUAGAUUUACUAUCCUCUGGAAAUAAAGUUUUUUUUCUCCCUGGUCCAGUUGACACUGACGGAACAUGUUCCUAGUGUGUUGAAUAAAUUGAGAAGAUUUUGGUGAUUUUCUUAACGAGAGUUUGGUGCCAAGAUCCAUCCAAGGAUCCAAGUUCAGUGUA